Messenger RNA from Diaporthe amygdali, 1194 nucleotides. RefSeq lists its product as uncharacterized. The record is from RefSeq and is a predicted model, not a curated record. Lineage: Eukaryota; Fungi; Ascomycota; Sordariomycetes; Diaporthales; Diaporthaceae. The coding region runs from base 1 to 1194 and encodes 397 amino acids. The transcript has 7 exons.
AUGGGCAGUCAUGCAGGGGACUUAUCACAGUUCUCGCAGGAGUAUAUCGACUACGAUGAAGGUCCGGCCGUCGUUGGCGUCUCCAUCGCCGUGGGGCUCAUCGCGCUCGCGAGUGUUGGUCUGCGAUUAUGGGCUAGGCACAUUAAGAGGGUCUCGCUUGGGAUCGAGGAUUACCUCAUCAUACCGCUUCUCAUCGGAACUGUUAUCUGUGCAAUCUUCGCUGUCCAUCUCGGGCGAGUGGGUAGACACUAUGCGGUGAACAAGAUCGUCGAUCCAGCGAGCUAUGGCCGAGGUCAAGCAGCCCUAUUCGCCGUCGAAUGCAUCUAUGGCACGCUGCUGGUAGUAUGCAAAUUCUCGAUCCUGGCCAUGUACUGGCGCAUCUUCCCGACACCGUUUGUGAAGAGAGGGUGUUGCGUACUAGGCGGGCUGACGUUGGCGUGGAUCAUUGCCGUCGCGCUGGUUGCAUUCUUGCAAUGCCAGCCUAUACAGAAGAUCUGGCUGCCCGAUACCCCGGGCCACUGCAUUGACAAUAACAAGUUCUUCAUCGGCAAUGCGGUCCCGAAUAUCUUUACCGACUGUGCGAUCAUGGCGCUGCCUGCAUACGAGAUCUCCCGUCUGCGUAUGGGGUCUACACAGAAGAUAGGCCUGGCUGGUAUUUUCUUGCUGGGCAUAUUUGUAUCGUUCAUCAGCGCGAUCCGCUUGAUUUUCCUGUUCCAGCUGAGUGCCGGUGGAAAAGACGGAGAUCUGACUGUUCUGAUCGCCGUCCCCUGGAUCUUGACAGUAGUAGAGGGCGAAUGCGCCGUCAUCUGCGCGUGCCUGCCCCUCCUCCGACCUGUCGCGCAAGCCGUUUUCGGACGGGUCCUCACCUCGGGCGCAGGCAAGUCGUCCAACAGACGGCCCAGUGGUCUGAGCGCUCUGAACUCUGCCGACCUCGUGACGAUUGGCGGUGGAGGCACCAGUGGCGUACGGCGACCCGCGUUCAAGAGUGGUAAUCAUGGUAGUCGCCCAUUCGCGGUACUAGAUGAUACGGACUCCGGUGAGGGAAUAUUAGCAGGUGGCCAAACAACGAGCACGAGUGUGCAGGGGAGCGAUGGCAAAGCACCGAGUGAGGGAAGUGACGAUAUUCCACUGGAGCGCAUAUCUGUGCGGCAUGAGGUGAAGGUGAGCUGGACUGAGGUCAAACCUUAUGGCUAA